GCGCUGCCCGCGCCGCUGCCCCGUGAGCGCUGCCCGUCCCGUCCCGCCAGGUCCGCAGGCAGGAUGAGCGCGAGCUUCUUCCAGCUGCUGAGAACGAAGAAAGAACUCAUCCCGCUGAUCGGAGUCGUGUCCUGCGCUGCCGUUGGGGCUGUUGCUUUUUCAGUCUAUUCCCUCGUCAGCAAAUCCGACGUGAUCAUUAACAAGGGUGCCAAUCCAGAGCCAUGGGAAACCAUUGAUCCUACCCAGCCUCAGAAGCUAUUAACAAUCCAUCAGAAAUGGAAGCCUAUAGAAGAGUUGGAAAGUGUCAAAAAGCUUACGAAGUGACAAGUUUCUGUUGCCUCUAAAGAUACGAGCUAUGAGGGACUUCUUCAACAAAGAGAAAAUGAAAGAGAUGAAAAGUAGAAAUGACUCUUCAGAGAGACGCUUCCUCUUUAAGCAUUUGUUUUCUGAUAGAUUGGCUACGGAAAUGAUGCAACAGGCAGACCCUCACCAAGCUGGGGAGGGCAUAUCUGCAGGCAAUGGUAGAACGAUCCUUUUCUGAGCUCCUUCUGUAGGUGUCCCAUUCCAUGCAGUUUCACAUGCAUUACAAAGUUUCUUCUACACUGGAUAAUAAGGAUGCAUGUUACUGGCUGAGAGGAAGGAAGAAAACUGAAACAAAUUAAUUUGAAGAAGCCCCUCCUCGACUAAUAGUGAACCUCCUGCUGGAGGUUGUUCUGCUGCAGCAAACACCUAGCAGGCUGGUAGUGCAGCUUCGGAGGAUUUAUGUUUUCUUAAAGGUGUAUUUGAUGCUGAGAAGAAAAGCGUUAAAACGUUAUUUGUGACACUUGUGCUAAGUUGCAGCGUAAAAUUUGGAUAAGUAAGUAUGACUCAGCAGCAUUUAGGAGUGACAGGAAUUAGAGGACUUCAGAGUACAAGCUUGGCUUUCAUUUCAUGGAAUGACACUAUGAGAUAAAUUGGGUGGUAUGUAACCACAAAAACCAGUGUUCUGGGGAAUACAACUUCUGAGCAUUUAAACAGAAGCACUGUAAACUAUUUUCUGUAAGUUAUUGCUUAUUUCCAUAUUUUGCUUGUCUGUAUCAAUACAAAAACAUACUGCGCUGUGCUCUGAGUUGAUACAUGAAUUAAAUGAGUUUGUCCUUCAGUAAAUCACUGGUAUGGUCUUUGAA
Lagopus leucura (white-tailed ptarmigan) is the source of this 1166-nucleotide messenger RNA. It is a transcript of the gene COXFA4L3, whose product is annotated as chromosome unknown C15orf48 homolog. The transcript is spliced from 6 exons. The record is from RefSeq and is a predicted model, not a curated record. Lineage: Eukaryota; Metazoa; Chordata; Aves; Galliformes; Phasianidae. The coding region runs from base 64 to 324 and encodes 86 amino acids.